GUACCUCCACGGCCACCAAACCGUCUUGACAGACACCUAUAAAAUUUAAAAUCAACUUUAUAACCUUCAAUUAAAGUUCAAAGUUGCGCGUGCGUGUUUUUUUUAUUGAACUUUUUUAUCAAGUGUCGUUAGUUGAGGCGAGACCUCCAGACGGAGUGUACGAUGGCGAAGUUGCUCUGUGUGUAUUUGUUUAUGUGUGUGCAAUUAGUGUUCUGUCAGUUUGGAUUCUUCCCAUCGCGAGACAACCGAGGCUUCAGUCAGAGCCUCCUAGACCCUUCCAGAAUAAGGCACAGGAUUCAAACUGUUCUACACAUCCAGCCCCAGAACCUCAACAACAAUCCGUAUGGCCACAACACAGACGAAUACGGCAGACCCAUAUCUGACUACAGCCGACCAAAUUACGAUUACGGCAGACCAAAUUACGAAUACAGUAGACCCAAUCAAUUUGGGAUACCUAACCAGAAUCAAUUCUAUGAUCAAAAUGGGGCCAACCAAUAUGGCUUCCAGAAUCCAGUAAAUACAAACAAUUUCCAAUAUCCGCAAAGUCAGAAUCAAUUCCACAACACACCCCACUCAAUUGGGCUCAAUACUCCACCGCCACAAAGUGAAUAUACAAAUACCAAUGGUAAUCAUGGCUUCCAGAAUCCACCAAAUCAAAAUGGGUUCCAAAAUCCAGCAAGCCCGAAUGGUUUCCCUGAUUCCAGUCAGGUUGGAUUUUCGACUGCACCACCAAAGAAUGAAUUCCCUAAUACUCAUGAAAACGGCUUUCAAGAUCCACCAAGCCAAAAUGGGUUCCAAAAUCCGCCAAUUUCAAAUGGUUUCCCAGAUUCCAGUCAAGCUGGACUUCCUACAGCACCACCAAAGAAUGAAUUCCCUAAUACCAAUGGAAACGGCUUUCAAAAUCUACCAAGCCAAAACGUAUUCCAAAAUCCGCCAAGCCAGAAUGGUUUCCCUGAUUCUAGUCAAGUUGGAUUUGCUACAGAACCAUCAAAGAAUGAAUUUCCUAAUACCAAUGAAAACGGCUUUCAAAAUCCUCCAAGUCAAAAUGCAUUCCAAAAUCCGCCCAGCCAGAAUGGUUUGCCUGAUUCCAGUCAAGUAGGAUUUCCUACUGCACCACCAAAAAAUGAAUUCCCUAAUAACAAUGAAAAUGGAUUCCAAAACCCACCAAGCCAAAAUGGAUUCCAAGACCAACCAAGCCAAAGUAGUUUUCAAAAUGAACCCAACCUAGUUGGCUUUCCUGAUAGAAGCAGCUUUCAAGAUAAUCCAAAUAGCGAUAAUUCAAACGCAUCAAAAGAAGUUAAACAAAAUGAAAAUACUCUGAUCGUUAUACCUGGGAACACGGUACCAAAUGAAGAUGCUUUUGUCUUUGAUGGGUCUAGUGACGCUGUAGCAUUCCCUGAUUCUCAGAAGGAUAAAACUCCUGGAUUUACAAAAGCUACAGAGCAAACUCCUAAAGUUACUGAAGAAUCUUCGACUGCUGAAUCUACUACAGCAUCGAUAACAACAACAUUGCCGCCAUUAACUCCAGUGUCAGCGGACUCGAGAAACAAUUUCAACUUUGGACCGAGCGGCAUCUUCCAGGAAACCUGCACAACGGUAGACAAUGAGGUGGGCAGCUGUAUCUCGGUCACUGAUUGCCAACCCUACCUGAAGCUGAUACAGGAGUCGAGGAGCAACCCUAACGCUUUGCGGGUGUUACGACAAGCACACUGUGGCUUCCAAGGAAAUAAUCCCAAGGUCUGCUGCCCUCGCCCUGGCAUUCCCACCGGUCUACCCCCCACCGAGCCUAUGACAGCCGCCACUCAGCCCACUCCAGCCCCCACCCAGCCUACUCCAGCCCCCAUACAUCCUACAGAGCCUUCUCCAGGUCCGGAGCCUAAGGAGCUCGAGCCACAGCUUGCAGCCGUGUCGCUACCAGAGGCCCCGGUGUGCGGAGUCAGCAAUGCAUCCUUCAGUAGAGUUGUUGGAGGCAUACCUGCUAAGUUGGGUGACUUCCCCUGGAUGGCGCUGCUGGGUUACAAGGAGCGGCGCGCCGGCGCCGGCGCACGCUGGCUCUGCGGAGGGUCGCUCAUAUCUGCCCGCCACGUACUAACUGCUGCCCAUUGCAUACACACCAGGGAAAAUGAUCUCUACCUUGUCCGCCUGGGAGAGCUGGACCUCGAGCGCGACGAUGAGGGAGCGACUCCCGUGGACGUGCUCAUCAAGACCCUGGUCAAGCAUCAGGAGUACAGCCCCAAGUCCUUCACUAAUGACAUCGGCAUCCUCGUUCUAUCUCGCAACGUGCAGUUCACUAAUUUGAUCCAGCCUAUCUGCAUCCCGCGCAGCGGCGAACUGCGCUCGCGCAGCUAUGAGAACUACACGCCACUCAUCGCCGGCUGGGGUGACACGGAAUUUCGUGGGCCAUCCGCCCCGCAUCUCCAAGUGCUUCAACUGCCGGUCGUCAGCAAUGAGUUCUGCGCACAAGCAUACUCAGCGUAUAAGGCGCAAGUGAUCGACCAGCGGGUGCUGUGCGCCGGCUUCAAGAAAGGGGGGAAGGAUGCAUGCCAGGGGGACAGUGGGGGGCCGCUUAUGCAGCCUAUUUACAACAGCGAGACACACAUGACAUUCUUCUACCAGAUCGGCGUAGUGUCCUACGGCAAGAAAUGUGCUGAGGCUGGCUUCCCUGGCGUAUACACUAGGGUCACCAACUUCGUGCCCUGGAUAGAAGAGACUGUAGCGAAUAACUGAGCUGAUAGGAAAUAGGAAUUAGCAACCACGCUCCUUGAAUGUUAUUCGGGAUACAUUUUUGACCAGAGAGUAAUUAAAGAGUUAUUUAGAUCUAAAGAGGCGUUAAUUAUGUAUGUAUCUUAGGGCCACUUGCACCAUUCCACUAACCCGGGGUUAGCCGGUUAAAUAUGGAGUUACCAUGGUUACCAGUACAAUUUGACACUGGAUUAACGGUUUAACUGGUUAACCUCGGAUUAGUGGGACGGUGCAAGUGGCGCUUAGUGUCUUUACAAAGGACGAAAUAAGGAAAGCUAUUAAAAACUAAAUUGUUAAUAGUGCUAUCCUCGAUUUCAUGUAUAAAACAUUGAAUUCUUCCUUCAAUGUGGAUAAUAUCAUAGAUAAUCAAAUUGUAGCCCCCCGACUGUCUACAGUUCCCGGGUACCGGUACAAUUGAUAGCUUCCCAGGGUACGGCUAAAAACUAAAGCAAACAAGUCUCAAACUCAUAGGUUGUUACAAUAGAUAUAUAUAAUGUUUUAUUUUUACUAGCAACCCGCCACGGCUUCGCACGGGUAAAAAUUAUACACCUUAUAAACCUUUCUAAAGAAUCACUCUAAUUAAUAAGUGAAAACCGCAUGAAAAUCGUAGUUUUUGAGUUUAUCGCGAACAAACAGACAGACGCGGCGGAGGACUUUGAUUUAUGAGGUGUAGUGAUCGUGAUGAUUCGUGCACAUGAGUGUAAGUGUAAUAUUAAUAUUAUUUAUGAACUUGUGAUUCAUAACUUGUGAAAAGAAAUCUCACAAUUAGAUUAAGAUAAACACAUGACAAUAGAAAUUAUAUAUUUUUGACAUCAUAUCUACACUUAAAUGUUUAAACCUUAAGUUAAAUCCACAAUAAAAGAUCAAAGAUCAUCUAUAUUUCUGUGCAGUAUUUGACUGUAAACCGUUCAGUCGUUUGUUAUAAAUUAUAAUUAUAUUUAUUUAUAUGUUACAUAAUUUAUUAUAAGUAGGCAUAUAAAUUAAGCUUUAAUGUAGGUUUUUUAUAAAAUCAGGAUUUUUGUUUAUGCUGUUUAUUAUGCACUCGGUGAUAAUAAAGUUUAUAUUAUAAAUAA
Cydia fagiglandana is the source of this 3815-nucleotide messenger RNA. RefSeq names its product serine proteinase stubble-like (gene CLIP4). The record is from RefSeq and is a predicted model, not a curated record. The transcript has 9 exons. Gene Ontology annotation, molecular function: serine-type endopeptidase activity. NCBI's taxonomy places the organism in Eukaryota, Metazoa, Arthropoda, Insecta, Lepidoptera, Tortricidae. The coding region runs from base 163 to 2727 and encodes 854 amino acids. Gene Ontology annotation, biological process: proteolysis.